Molecule: messenger RNA, 3168 nt
Organism: Eublepharis macularius
Lineage: Eukaryota; Metazoa; Chordata; Lepidosauria; Squamata; Eublepharidae
Gene: P2RY1
Product: purinergic receptor P2Y1
Exons: 2
Coding region: 259-1350 (363 amino acids)
Biological process (GO): relaxation of muscle; phospholipase C-activating G protein-coupled receptor signaling pathway; platelet activation
Cellular component (GO): plasma membrane
Molecular function (GO): G protein-coupled ATP receptor activity; A1 adenosine receptor binding; ATP binding
Source: RefSeq, a predicted model, not a curated record
CACUUUGCCCGCUGCCAGUGUGGGAAUGCGGCCGUCGCCUGGCGGAGCUCCGGGCUCGGCGGGGCUUUGACGGGCACAUGCUCCGCGCCGCGGCCGCCUCCCCGUCGGGAGCCGCAGGGAGAGCAGCGCGGCAUGGAGAAGCCGCCGGCGACAGCGCGCUGCCGCCCUGCCAGCCAUCCACGGGUGGGCUGAGGCGCCCCGAAAGAGACACUUGCUGAUACCAGACCUCUAGAUCUAUGUGACUUGGCUGGAGAAACCAUGACUGAAGUUGUCUGGUCAGCUGUUCUGAACGUUACUGAGACUCACUUGCUGGCCAGCAGUGGAUGGACCCUGGGCAAUACCACUAGCAAAUGUGUGCUGACCAAAACCGGUUUUCAGUUCUAUUACCUUCCUGCCGUCUACAUCGUAGUCUUCAUUACAGGAUUCCUGGGCAACAGUGUGGCAAUUUGGAUGUUUAUCUUCCACAUGAGGCCUUGGAGCGGCAUCUCAGUUUACAUGUUCAACCUGGCACUUGCUGAUUUCUUGUAUGUCCUGACUCUUCCCGCGCUGAUCUUCUAUUAUUUCAAUGAAACAGACUGGAUCUUGGGAGACUUCAUGUGCAAACUGCAGAGGUUCAUCUUCCAUGUCAACCUCUAUGGAAGCAUCUUGUUCCUCACCUGCAUCAGUGUCCACAGGUACACGGGUGUGGUAUAUCCCUUAAAAUCACUAGGGAAACUGAAAAAGAAGAACGCUGUUUAUAUCAGCUCGCUGGUUUGGGUUGUUGUGGUAGCUGGUAUUUCUCCUAUCUUGUUCUAUUCUGGGACUGGAGAAAGGAAAAACAAGACUAUGACUUGUUACGACACGACGGAAGAUGCCUACUUACGAAGCUACUUCAUUUACAGCAUGUGUACCACUGUCUUCUUGUUCUGUAUCCCUUUCAUACUGAUCCUGGGUUGCUAUGGAUUAAUAGUCAAAGCACUGAUUUACAAAGACUUAGACAAUUCUCCACUGAGGAGAAAAUCAAUUUACCUGGUUAUUAUAGUGUUGGCUGUUUUUGCUGUGUCUUAUCUUCCUUUUCAUGUGAUGAAGAACUUGAAUCUACGAGCGAGGCUAGAUUUUCAGACUCCGGAAAUGUGUGCCUUUAACAACAGGGUUUACGCCACUUACCAAGUAACUCGGGGGCUAGCUAGUCUCAACAGCUGUGUGGAUCCUAUUCUGUAUUUCUUGGCAGGAGACACCUUUCGAAGAAGGCUCUCUAGGGCAACCAGAAAGGCCUCGAGGCGGAGUGAGCUCAACGUGCAGUCCAAAAGCGAGGAUAUGACUCUCAAUAUUUUAGCCGAGUAUAAACAGAAUGGAGACACCAGCUUGUGAAUGAAAAAAGAAGAAGAUUUGCAAGCAGUGGUGCACUCCCUUCCCAACCAUACACACUCACCUUCAUUUUUAACCCUUAUUGGACUCUCUUAAUUUCAUGCAUUUUCAAGGAACACAUAACAAGCGGACAAUAUUUGUUUGUUUGUUUGGUUGGUUGUUUUUAAAAGACAUGCUCUGUGACCCUAGGAAGAGCUUGAGAAAAGUAAGUGUAAAAGUUUUUUUAAAAACAGGAAACAGUAUGGGACUAUUCAGCUUUUACCCCUUACUACUUUAAAAGAUUAAAUAUUGGAAAGACUGGCCAUACAAACAAUAAAAGAAAGCAAUCCACCCAUACCUACCCCCAGAACCAUUCAACAGGGGUGUGGGUUUAUUACCGUUAUGUUAGAGAAUCAGAAAUAUCUUUGGAAGAGAAAACUUUUCUGUAAGGUCCUAGUCCAUUUUCCUGUUGCCAGAUCUCUCUUUCAUUUUGGUAUGACUGUGCCCCCAGGAAGGGGAGGGAUACUGCAGGCUCUCUCUCUGGAUUUUGACCCUUCAUUUGAAAGAAUAGCAACAAAACAAACAAAAUCUUCUAGUCUUUUUAGUUGCAGAGGUACCAGGAGAAAAGAGUAAGAUGUAUCCCACCCAUCUACUCUGUCAGAAAUAAGCGUGCUUUAAAAGGUUGGGUCCUUUAUAAAAUGUGAUCUAAUAAUUAAGUAAUCUCUGUUAGACAACUUGAAAUUUAUUGUGUUGUAUUGACUUAAGUUGGCCUCCACCCUUCUCCACUCUAUACUUCCUUCCAACAAAAUUCCUAACUAUGGAUCUGUGUUUCUCAGUUUCUCCCAAACACUGCGGAAAGCAUAUUAAGGGCAAGCUCUAUGAUUAAUUGUCUGGCUGUGCUUCAUUUGUGGGGUUUUAAAACAUAGUGAAGCUACUGGACCUACAGUUUCAAAUGGAAGGCCAAAGUGGGCAGAAAAAGGGCUUCCUAACCAUAGCAUUUGUGGACGCAGCUGAGGAGGGGUAUUUUCAGUAGGAAAAACUUAGCAUAAAGGGAAAGUUAAGAAGCCCCAGUGGUCCCGUGUUGAUCUUCCAUUUGAAAUGGAAUCUUUGGUGGCUGUAUUGUGAAAAACAAUAAUAUACCCCCCCCCCCAAAGAAUCACACAACCGCACAUAGCAGGCAGUUUCCCCCUAAGACAAAGACUAUGAAUUAUUAAGUUCUGUUGACAGGGUUUCUUUGAGAUUCCAGUGGCUUAUGCUAUUUGAGCAGAUAAUGUUUUUCCUUCUUAACUCAGAGCUUAUGCACAAAGCCAUCUGGCCAUGUGGUGUUCAUGAGAAAAGCCUGGGGCACUGUGGUUCCCAACCUGUGGUGAUCUGGUGAUGGUGUGCACCCUAUAGCAUCUGUUGGGAAGCAACAGGAAGACAGGACUUCUCAACAUGCACAGAGAACUAAAUAUGAUGUGUGCUUUUUCAUGCUUUUUUCCAUGGGCACCAUGAUCCUGUUUGGCCUUUGAAUAGCCCGUCACUUGUACAGUCUCUAGAUUUUUCUUCACUGAAGGCUGUUAAGUUAUAAAUAAGCGGUGGUUUUUCUAAAAUUUGGCAGUACAUGUUAUUUGUUUGAACCCUGUUGGAUUAUGCUAUUAUAAUUUUUUUUUAAAAAAAAUCAUUAUUUAAUUUAGGGAACAGUCCCAAGUAAGUCUACUCAGACAUGUCCCAUGUUGUUCAGGGGAGCUUAUCUUCAAGAACAUGUUCUUAGGAUUGCAGCUUUAGUCAACUUUGUAGUAACUCCUGUAGCCUAUUGUCUAACUUUGGAAUUGGAAACACAUCUAAUUGGCAAUAUAUGUA